Physcomitrium patens is the source of this 2631-nucleotide messenger RNA. Its product is annotated as quinolinate synthase, chloroplastic. Gene Ontology annotation, cellular component: chloroplast. NCBI's taxonomy places the organism in Eukaryota, Viridiplantae, Streptophyta, Bryopsida, Funariales, Funariaceae. Gene Ontology annotation, molecular function: 4 iron, 4 sulfur cluster binding; quinolinate synthetase A activity. Gene Ontology annotation, biological process: 'de novo' NAD+ biosynthetic process from L-aspartate. The record is from RefSeq and is a predicted model, not a curated record.
UCGCCCUUCCGGAAAGGGAGAAGAAGCCAGUGAUGCUCGUCCACUGUAGUUGGUAGUUCAUGAUCUACUGAUGCUUGUGGGCCGUAAUGUUUGACACACAGGAGCCGCCCGCCCGCCCCACUCCUAAAGUCGAAGCGUAGAUUGAUCGUCUCGAGGCUGUUAAGGUUUCUGGGCCUGUGUUUGUGUGGUGAGUUGCGGAAGUAAUUGCAGGUGUGUGGGUGGUAGUUUGUUGGCGGUGUAGCUGCUUGACAGUUGAGAAGGGGCUGUACCUGGUUUGGCAAGGUCGUUUGCUCACCAUGGCCAUGCUGGGCGCCUCAACGCCUGUGGUGGGGGAAUUGGUGACCUUCUCGGCGCUGACGAAUGUGCACUCUGGGGCAGCAACGAAGACUGGCAUCUCUUUGGCUCCGAGAAGCCUUCAGAUACGUGAGGUUGGAUGCAGGAACUUUUUGAGGAGGCGCGCCAAGUUUUCCAAUCGGACUCAAUUUAAAGGCUUGGUUACGGUUAGAAGUGCACUUGUGGAACCAGAAUUGUUGACACAAGUCAGCAAGGACCGGAGUGCUUUGAGGAAAUUACAGCAGCUUGUGGAGAAUGUCUCAAGUUCUGGGGAGGGCCGUGUUCGAAUCCAACGUGUUUUGGAUCGCGCCAAGAUGAUGCCUCGGUUGCCUACAAAUGCAAAAGUUUCUGAGAAUCGAGUGAUGGGUUGCACGUCACAGGUGUGGCUUACAGUGGAACUGUCGAACGACGGGAGGGUUCACUUCGAAGUGGACAGCGAUUCGGAGGUUACUCGUGGACUUUGUUCAAUAUUGCUGGAUGGACUCAAUGGGGCAACAGCUCAAGAGUUGCUUACUGUGCCAGCUAGUGUCCUGAAAGGUUUGAGGGUUGGGGUGGAAACUCAAUCGCGUGCCAAUACCUGGUCCAACGUACUUCUUACGCUGCAGAAACGCACGAGUAUGUUGAUUGCGAAGAAAGCUGGUCUGUCGAUUGUUGAGCCAUUUCCUUCCCUUCUUAUCACAGCUGAUGAUAUUGUUGCACGAGGAGAUUUUGCAAAAGCGCAGGCGAGAUACCUUUCACCUGACAAAGCCAAAGUUGAAGAGCUAGCAAGAUUAUUAGAGGAGAAGAAGAUUGGAGUUGUUGCCCAUUUUUACAUGGAUCCGGAAGUGCAAGGAGUUCUGGUGGCAGCUCAAAAGCUAUGGCCACACAUAUUCAUAUCAGAUUCAUUAGUGAUGGCAGACCGUGCAGUCCAAAUGGCGAAUGAAGGGUGCAAGCACGUGGCAGUGUUGGGUGUAGAUUUCAUGUCCGAGAAUGUUCGUGCAAUCCUUGACCGUGCUGGGCAUGAAGAGGUUAGUGUGUACCGUAUGUCUGCAGACCACAUUGGGUGUUCAUUGGCGGAGGCAGCCGAGAGCGAUUCGUAUAUCAAGUUUUUGGAAGAAGCAUCUAAAACGCCAAAGUCGAUGCAUGUUAUCUACAUAAACACGUCUCUUGAAACGAAAGCUCAGGCUCACUCACGAGUGCCAACCAUAACCUGCACAUCCUCCAAUGUCGUGCAAACAGUUUUGCAGGGUUUCGCUCAGGUGCCAGAUUUGACAGUUUGGUACGGCCCAGAUUCGUACAUGGGAGGAAACCUGGUUGAAAUGUUUCAACAAAUGCUUGCCCUCAGUGAUGAGGAAAUAGCUGCCAUUCAUCCAUCACACACAAGAGGAACUAUUGCAGCACUUCUGCCUCGCCUGAAGUAUUUCAAGGAGGGGACAUGUAUAGUGCAUGAUAUGUUUGGAAAAGAGGUAGUCGGCCGAGUGCGACAAGGUUAUGGAGAUGCUUUCCAUACAGCUCAUUUUGAGGUUCCCGGGGAGAUGUUUGCACUUGCCAUGGAAGCAAAGCAAAGGGGUAUGGGAGUAGUAGGAUCAACGUCAAACAUCUUGGACUUCAUCAAGGAACAAGUCUCGCAGGCUCUGCAGCGAGGUUUCGAGGACAGGCUUCAAUUUGUAUUGGGAACAGAAUCAGGGAUGGUGACAUCAAUUGUGGGAGCAGUUCGUAAGUUGUUAGCAGACCAUCAGGAACUUCAUGGAGGCAGCAAAGUGGAGGUGGAGAUUGUAUUUCCAGUGUCAUCAGAGGCUAUAAGUGAAACAUCAUCUUCAAAUACUAACGGCGCCUACGACUCAACCCUGGCGAAGCUGUCAGUUGUUCCAGGAGUGGGUUCUGGAGAGGGCUGUUCAAUAAGUGGUGGCUGUGCAUCAUGUCAUUACAUGAAGAUGAACUCUUUGGAUUCUUUGCUACAAGUUUGCCAACUGAUUGAGACUCCAGGGGAACUUCUCCUCACAGCUCACCAUGCACGCACAUAUACAACUUUGAUAGAUGGGCAGACUCUUGGUGACCUUGGAUGUGAGCCUAUCCUUCACAUGCGCCAUUUCCAGGCUACUGGAGCCCUUCCUGAGGCAUUGGUGCAACACAUCUGCAGAUGAUAGUAUUGAAGAAUGAUGGCUGGAUAUUUGAGGUUUGAGCGAUUAAUUAGGUUUAGUUGAAUACCCAUUUCAACUUUGUAGAUUGUUUGAGCGCAAGAAGCUCCUCUGUACAGUAUAUUUGAAAGUAAUUUUACUUGAUAACCUCCAUAAUUCUGGAUGCUCACAUUAAAUCUGC